Molecule: messenger RNA, 1398 nt
Organism: Cooperia oncophora
Lineage: Eukaryota; Metazoa; Nematoda; Chromadorea; Rhabditida; Trichostrongylidae
Source: the annotation of a GenBank genome assembly
AAUAAAUAUCUCUUUAGCCGGCUCACAAUAGCACAAUUUCUCAAUCAUGCUGAAAUCGAGGCCUUCCGCCGUGAGUGUCAGGAAUUCGGAGAGCGGUUUUUGGGUCCAUGUAUCGACCACAUGAAGGCAUUCUGUAACACUCAUAGUGUGGCCAAAUGGCGAGACGUGAGAGCUGCUCAGAUUGUUCGAAUGCGUGAGCAGGGAAGCCAUUUGGACGAGUCCGUCACUAACCUCGUUGCCUUUUACUCCAUUAUGAUGUACAUACUUGCCGUGUUGGCCGCUCGUUUACAGGGUCUUCGCUAUGAGAUCACCAUGGUCAAAAAAGCUUACGACCUGGACGAGCAGGUGAAAAUUCUCUCACAGGUAGUGUUCGGAGCCUUGGAGCUGUUGAUGAGCGACUGCGUUCUGGCCACCGAACCGUCCACCACCGCCAUUCUCGUCACCAACAAUCUUUUCAGUAUGAACUGCGGUGCGUUGGCAAGAGGAGUCGUUUUCAAGGACUUUGAAAUCCAAGUUGUCUCAGAAGAGACCGCUGAGCAUAUUCAGUCCGAAAUGAAUCGUGCUCGACUUCUGCAACAACCGAAUCAGAUCUCUCAACCUCCAUCCGCUGCCCUUCUGGCAAUGAAGCCCACUUCGGGCACAAAAAGAAGUAAUGCUGCCAGCAAUGGAGAGCGAAGCUUCGCUGAAUCGGUGAGUAACACUGCUCAUAAGAAAAGUGAUGUGAACAGCAAAGAAUACGUGACCAUCUAUCCAGUCUAUAAUGCCAAAUACAGGUACGAUUUCUGCUGUAUUAUUGGUACCAUACUGGCAGGCUACCUAUCCACAUCUGCUAUGUACUACUCGACAGAAAGGACCGACAAUCCACUCAUAACUCAUUCCAGGUUGAUUCCAUUUCUGGAUUUGUCCCCAUCCAAUACACAAAGCGACAAGUCCAACGGGAAGAGGCCAAUUUUCUAUUUUCACAUUAAAGCGACGAUGUUCAGUCCUUCUGGAAGUUUCGCUACUGCUCACAACUUAUCGCUUCCAUUUACCAUCGCUACCCGCAGGAAUCAGGACUGUCAAGUGCAGCGAAUGAUGUCAUCCUAUACGGCCACAAUCUUCUGGUUGUAUGGUUGCAAUCACCAGGAAGGACUGCUUUUGCAAUGGGUCGACACAGGAAUGCACUGGGAGCAGUUCAAGCAUCUGUACAAGCAGCAUUUCAAGGUGAACGCCGGUGUACAGAGAGGUUUGAUUGACGGCGAUUUCGAGCUGCUCAAGUACAAGCUCCAAUGUCCGGACUGUCAGUGCACGGAGGAUGGCGCCACCGUGAACGGAGUUCAGCAAAUCGUCACUUUCAAAAACGUGCUUUGUCCUCAUUUGCGAUACGAGUGUGGAAGCACGAAUGUUCGGUUUUCGGUA